CAGUAUUUAAAACCACCGAGCUAAAUCUAGGGUUGCGGUCUCCGAGCAAGGCGUCUGAAACUCUCCCCGAGGAGGAGGAAGAAAGAGCCGUCUGAGCUUGCAAAAAUGGUGAAGGGGCGCCAAGGGGAACGUGUCAGGCUCUACGUCAGAGGAACAGUCCUCGGGUACAAGAGGUCGAAGUCAAAUCAGUACCCAAACACAUCAUUGGUUCAGAUCGAGGGGGUAAACACCAAGGAAGAGGUGGCAUGGUAUAGCGGGAAGAAAAUGGCAUACAUUUACAAGGCCAAGGUUAAGAAGAACGGCACUCACUACCGAUGCAUUUGGGGCAAGGUUACAAGACCUCAUGGUAACAGCGGGGUUGUCCGUGCUAAAUUCAAGUCCAACUUGCCUCCGAAGUCCAUGGGCGCUAGAGUUAGAGUUUUCAUGUACCCCAGCAACAUAUAAGUAUGAUGAUUCAGUGAGUUCAUGCUACCUGCUGUCUCCUGUUGCAGUUCGGAGGACAUCUAGGUGCCGAGUUAUUUCGUGGUUGUGCCAGAGGGCAGAGAGAGGAACUACGUUCGGUGACACCAUGAGCUUAGUACAUUUUGUGUUAUGCAACAUAAUAUUUUGUUUUGGUCUGGAAAUGUUGAAUGUCUCUUGACCUUAUGGUUCUAAUGGAAGUGGUGAAUUUAUUGACCUCA
Messenger RNA from Punica granatum (pomegranate), 680 nucleotides. The record is from RefSeq and is a predicted model, not a curated record. NCBI's taxonomy places the organism in Eukaryota, Viridiplantae, Streptophyta, Magnoliopsida, Myrtales, Lythraceae.